Parnassius apollo (apollo) is the source of this 1275-nucleotide messenger RNA. Lineage: Eukaryota; Metazoa; Arthropoda; Insecta; Lepidoptera; Papilionidae. The record is from the annotation of a GenBank genome assembly.
AUGGACGUGGACAAGAGUAUAAGGCAAUCUAUGGAUGUGGAUGAGAGGAUGGGGCAAUCUAUGGGUGUGGAUAAGAGGAUGGGGCAAUCUAUGAGUGUGGAUGAGAGGAUGGGGCAAUCUAUGGGUGUGGAUGAGAGAAUGGGGCAAUCUAUGGGUGUGGAUGAGAGGAUAGGGCAAUCUAUGGGUGUGGAUGAGAGGAUGGGGCAAUCUAUGGGUGUGGAUGAGAGGAUGGGUCAAUAUAUGGGUGUGGAUGAGUGGAUGGGGCAAUCUAUGGGUGUGGAUGAGAGGAUGGGGCAAUCUAUGGGUGUGGAUGAGAGGAUGGGGCAAUCUAUGGGUGUGGAUGAGAGGAUGGGACAAUCUAUGGGUGUGGAUGAGAGGAUGGGGCAAUCUAUGGGUGUGGAUGAGAGAAUGGGGCAAUCUAUGGGUGUUGAUGAGAGGAUGGGGCAAUCUAUGGGUGUGGAUGAGAGGAUGGGGCAAUCUAUGGGUGUGGAUGAGAGGAUGGGACAAUCUAUGGGUGUGGAUGAGAGGAUGGGGCAAUCUAUGGGUGUGGAUGAGAGAAUGGGGCAAUCUAUGGGUGUUGAUGAGAGGAUGGGGCAAUCUAUGGGUGUGGAUGAGAGAAUGGAGCAAUCUAUGGGUGUGGAUGAGAGAAUGGGGCAAUCUAUGGGUAUGGAUGAGAGAAUGGGGCAAUUUAUGGGUGUGGAUGAGAGGAUGGUGCAAUCUAUGGGUGUUGAUGAGAGAAUGGGGCAAUCUAUGGGUGUGGAUGAGAGGAUGGGUCAAUCUAUGGGUGUGGAUGAGAGGAUGGGGCAAUCUAUGGGUGUGGAUGAGUGGAUGGGGCAAUCUAUGGGUGUGGAUGAGAGAAAGGGGCAAUCUAUGGGUGUGGAUGAGAGGAUGGGGCAAUCUAUGGGUGUGGAUGAGAAGAUGGGGCAAUCUAUGGGUGUGGAUGAGAGGAUGGUGCAAUCUAUGGGUGUGGAUGAGAGGAUGGGGCAAUCUAUGGGUGUGGAUGAGAGGAUGGGGCAAUCUAUGGGUGUGGAUGAGAGAAUGGGGCAAUUUAUGGGUGUGGAUGAGAGGAUGGGGCAAUCUAUGGGUGUUGAUGAGAGAAUGGGGCAAUCUAUGGGUGUGGAUGAGAGGAUGGGUCAAUCUAUGGGUGUGGAUGAGAGGAUGGGGCAAUCUAUGGGUGUGGAUGAGUGGAUGGGGCAAUCUAUGGGUGUGGAUGAGAGAAAGGGGCAAUCUAUGGGUGUGGAUGAGAGGAUGGGGCAAUCUAUGGGUGUGGAUUAG